Molecule: messenger RNA, 1809 nt
Organism: Quercus robur (English oak)
Lineage: Eukaryota; Viridiplantae; Streptophyta; Magnoliopsida; Fagales; Fagaceae
Exons: 7
Coding region: 1-1809 (602 amino acids)
Source: RefSeq, a predicted model, not a curated record
AUGCGGCAUCCUGCUGACUCAGAUGCAUGGAAAAUGUUUGACAGUAAGCAUUUACACUUCUCAUCUAAUCCUCGUAAUGUCAGACUUGGAUUAGCUGUGGAUGGGUUCAACCCCUUCAGAAUUAUGAGGAUUACUAUAGAUGUGUACUUGGAACUGUUAGUAGAAAAACUAAGGGAGUUAUGGGAUGUUGGAGUACAAGCAUACGAUGCAUCUUCAAAAGAAGUAUUCCAAUUGCGUGCAGCAUUGAUGUGGACCAUAAAUGAUUUUCCUACAUACGCAGAUUUGUCGGGUUGGAGUACCAAAGGUGAGUUGGAUUGUCCUUCUUGUGCCAUGAAGACCGAGUCUCGAUAUUUGAAAAAUGGUCGCAAAUUCUGUUACAUGGGACAUCGGUGGUGGUUGGAUGUUGACCACGAUUUCCACAAAGAUGAGAAGAAUGUGAUGGACAAUAUACUAAGCACACUGUUGAACUUGAAGGAUAAAACGAAGGAUAAUUACAAGGCAUGCCUUGACUUGGCGGACAUGGGGAUAAGGAGUGAACUCCACCUACAACGAAAAAGUGAUGAUCAGUAUACCAUACCAGCCGCAUGUUUUCAUAUGACUUCAUCAGAGAUAGAUGGUUUCUUGCAAGUUUUGAAAGAUGUAACAGUGCCCGAUGGGUACGCUUCCAAUAUCUCACGCCAUGUGAAUAUGAAAGAAUGCAAGAUUUCUGGUUUAAAAAGUCAUGAUAAUCACAUAUUGAUGCAGCAACUUUUUCCCAUAGCAUUACGUGGGUCUUUGCCAUCUCAUGUUACUAGGCCUUUGAUAAAGUUAGCUUGCUUUUGUAGAGAAAUUUGUUCCAAAACCCUUACGGUUUCAGAUAUUGUGACUAGUGAGGCAGAUAUUGCAGUGACAUUGUGUGAAUUGCAAAAGAUAUUUCCUCCAUCCUUCUUUACAGUAAUGGUACAUUUGGUCAUGCACUUAGCUGCUGAAGUGAAGAUUAGUGGUCCAGUACACUACCGUUGGAUGUAUCCCAUUGAGAGGUACCUCUCACGUCUUAAGUCUUACGUACGAAAUAGAGCUGCUCCAGAAGGGUCUAUUGCUAAAGGAUACAUAGUAGAGGAGUGCUUAACAUUUUGUUCACGGAUGCACAAAAGAUUGAUAGAGGAUGAACUUCAAAAAGGCCACAAUCGUAACGUUUUCGGUGCCAUUAUAUAUAAGCACCACAUGGAGAAGUUUUAUACUUGGUUUAGGGGUCACGUGAUGUCCCUCACUGGUGCUGAUAAGGAAAAGGAGGGAGUUAGUGAUACCCUUGUUGCAUUGUCCAAAUGGCCGUAUAUUUAUGUAAAGCGGUUCAAGCAUUAUUGUAAAUGGGUUCAUGACCAACAUAGGAGAGGAUAUAGGACUGAUGAAUUUGGGUUUCCUAUGGUAAACUUUACACACUUCAUACAUGGUGGGGAUAAAAUGAUGGAUAAACCAUACGUCUUGGCAUCUCAAGUUACACAAGUUUUUUAUGUGGAAGAUAAAAGGCACAAGGAUUGGUAUGCUAUUGUUAAAACUAAAGUUAGGGACGUGUUUGAUGCUGGUGUUGGUCCCCAACAUGAGGAGGAUGACACAUAUAGUUUUUCUGAAAAUGUUCCCUACAAUAUAAAUACUAAUGAGGUUGUGAGUGACAACCUUCGUUGGGCUCGGGAUGAUCUAGAGGGAAUGACAAUUGAUGCCUCUAUCAUUGCUGAAAGAAAUCUUCAUGGAGUAAACGAUGAAGAUGAAUUUAUUGAUGAUGAGUCUGACAAUGAAGAUGACAACAAGGAUGAGUACACUGAGGAUGAGUAG